This is a messenger RNA of Schistosoma rodhaini, 1884 nucleotides long. Lineage: Eukaryota; Metazoa; Platyhelminthes; Trematoda; Strigeidida; Schistosomatidae. The record is from the annotation of a GenBank genome assembly.
GAUCAGGCAAUAAAGUAGACUUACUUUUUUUAAUAUUACAUAUUCUUUUGGUUUAUAUUCAACUGAAUUGAUUGAAAUAUUAAACAAAGUGAACUGGAUUACAGUUUUUAAAAAAAAAGAAAACAGAAUAGAAGUUUACAUACGAAUUAAUUCAAUUAAUUAUGGAAUUAAUUAAUCAAACAAAUUUAUUAUACUUAAAACAGAAAGCUACAAAUUCACUAAAUAUUUUGGAUAAAAAAUUAUCCAAGCUGAAUAAUCAACCCAUAAAUGUAAAAGAUGAAAGAAAAUGGACCAUGAAAUCCUUGUUAAAAAAAUCUAAACCAAAAUCGGAAUGGGAUAAAUAUUCAAUAAUUGAUCGAUCGAAUUGGUUCAAAUCACAAAUGACUAGUAGCCCAAGUCCUACACGUUAUGAUAUAAAACGACUAGUUGUCGUACAUCCGAUUACCUAUGGUUUCAAGAAUACUGGUCGAAUGAGACAGUGCUCAAUGUUUACCAAUGAUGGUUUAUGGUUGCUUCCCGGUGCCUAUAACGUCACUGAAGUAGACGAAAAAUUAAAUCAAUGUCAUAGAACUUAUUCAUUUAAAAAUUUACCUAGAAAAUCUAAUGAUCUACUAUUUGGUUUACAAGAUAAAAAUUUGUGUUUAGCUCCAGGCCAAUAUAACCCUUAUGGUGAUGAGUGGAUUAAAAAAACUCAAUUACCUACCUAUCACAGUGUAUUUAAAUCAAAAUAUUCCAGAUCUGUUUCAAGUCAAAAGCAAGAUAAUGUACCCCCACCAGGCGCUUACAAUUUGUCAUUUAAAGGAACGUUUGGAAUAAUGUCUCCAUUUGUUUCACAAGUACCUAGAUUUAAACGUUCAAAAUCGGUAGGUAUUAGUUGUUUUAAAAAUGAAAUCACCCAUGAUAUACAUAGAUAUCAAUGUUAGAAGAAUUAAAAUAUUUUUGAAUCAGUUGUUUAUAUGUUUAUUUUUGAUUGUGUAUACAUGAAUAUCAAGCGAAUACUGAGCUGGAAGCACACAAAUUAAGGCAACUAGUUGUUCACAAACACCUGGAAAGAUGGCAAAACAAAUACUACCUAAUAUCAUAAACGGUGAACGCUUUGGGACCGAUCGCUAUUCUCUUGUCCAGUGGACGUGUAGUUGGUAUUUUAAGGAGUAAGUACAAGGAUUCAGCACCAUGGUGAAAAUGAACAUUUGAAUUGAAAUGCAAGUAUUUGAUUGCAUAAACAGGUACUGAUGUACUCAUUCAUUAGUUAGCUAAAAACACUCAUCUUGAUUGUAUAGUGGUGGCUACUGUUGUCAUAAAUCUCUGAUGUUAGGCGAGUUUGUUUUUUGUAAAUGUGAGCGUACUUUACUACUAAAUUUCAAAAUAUGAAGAUUUCAUCAAAGCUCUGUUUUUAUUUAAAUCUAUCGGUAGGUUCAUCCAUUUCACACAUGAGUGUAUACGUUAUUAUGAUUCCAUCUCCUAUUUCUACCCAAUGUACGAAAUCAUUGGGCACAUUUUGUUAUCAAUGGAUCCUAUCAUUAUAAGAUAUUAUGUUAUUCGUGUCAAGAAAGUAACCGGCUAUUAUUUUAAGUAAUGACAAACAAUUUUUUUAGAUAAUGACCUGACAAUUAUUCUACCGUUUUACAAGAAUUAGUUAAUUUACCAUUUUAUUACCGUGCAUUUAAAAAUAAAUUUCAGUUUGUCCCAGGUCCUGGUACAUAUGAUAUCGGUGGAGCAACAUAACAUAUUGAACAACUAAGUAAAAUGAGUACAUAUUAUGGAUUAUUCUUUGGUGACUAUGGUGUUGAUGAUGACACGACAAAUAGAUGAAAACAUUAUGAAAAUGCUCUUUUGAGUAUAAAUUUUAAUGAUUUUCGAUUCAAUAAAAUUUUACUGAAUGUU